Dermacentor andersoni is the source of this 2578-nucleotide messenger RNA. RefSeq names its product aquaporin AQPAe.a-like. Lineage: Eukaryota; Metazoa; Arthropoda; Arachnida; Ixodida; Ixodidae. Gene Ontology annotation, biological process: transmembrane transport. Gene Ontology annotation, molecular function: channel activity. The record is from RefSeq and is a predicted model, not a curated record. Gene Ontology annotation, cellular component: plasma membrane.
AAGUUGACUCGCAGGCUCCGGCUUUAUCAAAGCUGUCUGAGAAAUCGUCCGUUCGCUAUCGGAUCUGCACCGGUGUCGUUUACGCGCGCAGAAUCCCACCGUCAAGUGUUCUCGAGACGAGUAGCGGCUAUACACCGAGCGCAUCGACCGCGGAGCACGUUUGCAGAGCUCUUUUCUAAGGCGUUUGUCAGAGCAGUCUUUGCAAGGAGUGCCCGUGUCGUGUUCCACUUGAAACGGUCGCAGGCCCGCAAAGCCGUUCAUAUUUGACGCCAGCCCGUGCCAGGCGAGUCUCGUUCAGAGCGCAGCGGUAGCAGCAGCGAGCCACGUGGAAAAGAUGGGCCGGGUGCGCCAGUUCCGUUCCUUCUGCGGCAUCGACGAGGUGUCUGCCACGAGCAGCCUGUGGAAGUCCAUGGUGGCCGAAUACAUCGGGACGGCCGUGAUCGUGCUCAUCGGCUGCGGCUCGUGCAUCAACUGGGGCUCGCCAGACAAGCCGCAGGGCGAGGCCACCAUGGUGCAGAUCGCCAUCGGGUUCGGCAUCACCGUGGCCACCAUGGUGCAGGCGUUGGGCCACGUGAGCGGCGGCCACCUGAAUCCGGCCGUCACCAUCGGCAUGCUGUUCGUGGGGCGCGUGUCGCUGCUGCGCAGCUUCUUCUACCUCUGCAGCCAGCUCAUCGGGGGCAUCACUGGCGCCGCCAUCCUGCGAGCCGUCACUCCGGAGGCGCGCCACGGGGCCCUGGGCGGCACGUCGCUCGCCGAGGGCGUCACGCCUCUCAUGGGCCUCGGCGUCGAAGCCUGCAUCACCUUCAUCCUGGUGCUCACGGUGUUCGGCGUCUGCGACGCCAACCGGCUCGACGUCCAGGGCUCGGCGCCGCUGGCCAUAGGUCUCUCGGUCACCACCUGCCACGUCUUUGCGGUCCGGUACACGGGAGCAGGCAUGAACGUGGCACGCUCUUUCGGUCCGGCGGUGAUGUCUGGAAUGUUUGACGACCACUGGGUCUUCUGGCUGGGACCCAUCCUCGGAGGCGUGAUCGCCGCCGUGGUGUACGAGAACGUGUUCCAGGCGCCGCCCAUCACCAGCGAGGAUCUGGACAAGGCCCAGAUCACGGUUAUGGCCAAGCUGGCCAACAAGGAGGUGGUCGCCGAUCGCACCACGUCCAUCUGAGCUCCACGACGCGUGCACGGAGCAGAGCGGCGAGGCAGCACCCUUCACCACGCUUGGACCGCCGCUCACUGCGUGCCAGUUUACUACUUUCCCAGGCGUCGGAAGCGCGGGCUUUCUGUGGUGUUGCUUCUUUCACCCUUACUCUGUUCCUAUCAGUGAAGCGCAAUGCAAGCGUCGAUAAGGCAUCGAAUGAAGCUAGCUAUAUAAUAGUCAUUCGUACAAAAGAAAGCAUGAGCUGUAAAAAUGCGCACGAAUACGUCCCCGGGAGCCCGGGACGACUGCGUUUGAUAUCGCGCCUACCUGGCAGCUGAAAACGAGCACCACCGCUAGCCGCGGUCGGUAUUCGUCUCGCCCCGUAUUAGUCAUCGUGUGUCGUGUGAUUUCUUUACGGUGUAUCAUUCCUCAUCACAAAGUGCUCACGUCAUCUCUGCAGUGCCGCACCGCAGCUGUCAACGUUUGUGUUUUUUACACUAAAUUUAAAGAAAAUUCUGCGCGUAGCAUCGCGUUAUUGGGUUAAUCUUUUCUCAUUUUUUUCUUCUCUCUCCUUUUAUUCCUUUUACCCCUUUCCCCAGCACAGGGUAGCCAGCCGGCACUUACACUGGCUAACCUCCCUCUCUUUCCUCCCCUUUUCUCUCUCUCUCUCUCUGCACUUUACAGCAGGGAUACCGAAGUGCUGAGGCGCACACUUUGAAUUGGCGGCGCACUAAAUAUUAAGGUCUCACGUCUGUGACUCCCGUACACGAUAUGCUCUUGUUGCCGACCUGCAGUGUGCUAAUGGAAGUAUCAUUAGAGGCGAAUUUCGGGUAUCUGGGUCGAAUCGCUGGUGUUUAAACAUUUAUCAAACAAUUGUGCGGUAUAAGACAGUUCCGAUGCAUGCCCCAUUGGAACACUCCUUGACAGAUAAUUCUGAAAUUGCUAUAGCAGGCAUCUGCAGAUCGUACCUUGUUUUGUUCACAUCACAUCGCAACUCAUAAUUGUCAUUCUUACUGGUUAACCAUACAAACACAUAGAGCCGGUAAUAUUAUAUUCAUUAGAUCACCGCGUUUGGUUACAUAGUCUGUAGUGCACAAAAUCAAUGCAUCUUUUUAAACCACAUAAGCUUCUGAAAGUUCAAAAACGAUUGAAACUGAUCUGUGCAGCACAAAUGGUUCGCAUAAAGUGCCAUGCACUGCCGUGCGCUUAGCGUGUAACGCAGGAUGCUUAGGUUACAACUGUUUCACCAUAAGCGGUGCGCUUUGUUGCAACUUGUGUCGCGUGCCACGAGCGCGACAAAUGUAAAUAAUAUUGUGCCACUAACCACAGACACGCUGUUUCCCCAGCAAGUGCUCGGGCACAUAUCGUGUCAGCCAUGUACACAUUCAACGAACCAGUGCUGUUUGCAUUCAUUUUGUAAUAAAAGAGAUAUUUAAUUCCCGA